Molecule: messenger RNA, 1305 nt
Organism: Cucumis sativus (cucumber)
Lineage: Eukaryota; Viridiplantae; Streptophyta; Magnoliopsida; Cucurbitales; Cucurbitaceae
Product: thaumatin-like protein
Exons: 2
Coding region: 213-989 (258 amino acids)
Biological process (GO): defense response
Cellular component (GO): extracellular region
Source: RefSeq, a predicted model, not a curated record
AAAGUGUGUUGUAGUGAUCUAUCAAAGCAAACAAAAGAGAGAGAGAGAGAGAGAGAGAGAGAGAGAGUUCCUCCAAUUUGAAGGAAUGGAUAUAUCCCUUUAUAGUGAAAGUGAAAGUAGGAGUAUAAACUUGGGGAAAAUCUAGAGCAAUGGAGCCUUUAAAUUAUAGCUCUCUUCCCAAAUCUGUCAUUCAAAAUCAGACCACAAAAUAGAUGUUCGGAAGUUUCAUUAUCACCAUUUGCAAGCCUAAGUUUCAGAUCAUGAUUUCCUAUCUGUUCCUCAUCUUCUGUUUGGCAAUCUCCAUCUCACUUACAAGUGGAGAACAGCUAAUUUUAGUAAACAACUGUAAUGAAAGUGUCUGGCCUGGAAUACUCGGAAAUUCAGGCCAAAAUACACCAAUGGAUGGUGGUUUUCAUCUUGGCAGAGGCAAGCACGUAGUGGUUGAAGUGCCAAAGAAAUGGUCAGGGAGGAUUUGGGGAAGACAAGGCUGUUCUUUUAGCCAUGAAGGCAAAGGCUCGUGUGAUACAGGAGAUUGUUCGGGACGAUUACAUUGUAGAGGCACUGCUGGUGUUCCUCCAGCAACUAUUGUUGAAGUAACUCUGGGAUCAUCUAUGUCACCCUUGCACUAUUAUGAUGUUAGCUUGGUAGAUGGCUUCAACUUGCCUCUUUCAAUGAAGCCAAUUGGGGGUGGAAUUGGCUGUGGCAUUGCAUCUUGUGAUAUUGAUGUGAACAUUUUUUGUCCAUCAAAAUUGGAGGUGAAGAAGAAUGGAAAAGUGGUGGGGUGCAAGAGUGCCUGCUUAGCCAUGCAAUCAGCCAAGUACUGCUGCACAGGAAAGUAUGCAAACCCCAAAACCUGCAGGCCUACGCUAUUUGCUCAUUUAUUCAAAGCCAUGUGCCCCAAGGCUUACACCUAUGCUUUUGACGACCCUUCCAGCCUCCGUAAAUGCAAGGUUUCACGUUACGCCAUCACUUUCUGCCCUGCCAUGUGAGGACGAUUCCAGUUGCUGCAUGAAGAAGAAGUCUACUAUGACAGUACAAAAAUAAUGUCUUCUUGCAGAAUUAGAAGCUCUCGUGGUUUAUUCAACCAUCUUUUUAUCUUAUUUUUGUUAGUAACUCAGAGAAAUAGAGUCCAAUAAGCAUAUUUUAAGAUUUUUGCAUUCUAUGUCAGUAUUAGUAUCAUGUUACACAAUUUAAUUAGUACAUCUCUAGUUACAUUACAAGUUUAGUCAUUAGUCUUUUAUGUUUGUAUUUAUUUGUUCUCAUGAUUUUAAAAAGUGCUAAUAGAGGUCCUUGACCUAUUUGAUA